UAUGUUGGGGUUACAGGAGGUCUAAACACAGUCACCAUGAAGCUGAGCUGGAUGCUCAUAGAGUGGGCUCUUUAUGUCUGUCCGGCUGUGCUCCUGGCAACCCAGAUGUUACUGGCUGGAUGUCAUGUUGCUGCCAGUUUGGAGACUCUGAAGUGUGAAGGGCCCAUCAGCACUGAGCACAGCAGCUGCCAAGCUGCUGCCGAGGAGGAUGAGGGUGAUGAAGAUGACGAGGACAUGACCCACUCCAGUGAAGCUGGCUUCCAGUUCAAGGGCUACGCAUUCAGUAAACCUUUCCAUCUCAUUGUUUCCUAUGACUGGCUGAUCCUCCAAGGUCCAGCUACAUCGAUAUUUGAAGGAGACACACUGGUUCUACACUGCCGUGCCUGGCAAGACUGGCCACUCACUCAGGUCAUCUUCUACCGAGAGGGCUCAGCCCUGGGUCCUCCCGGACCUAAAAGAGAAUUCUCUAUCACUGCCGUGCAGAAGUCAGACAGUGGACACUACCACUGUAGUGGCAUCUUCAGGAGCCCUGGUCCUGGGAGCCGAGAGAUCGCAUCCCCUGUGGCUAUCACCGUCCAAGAGUUGUUUGCAGCCCCAGUUCUCAAAGCCUUACCUUCUAGUGAGCCUCAAGAGGGAGGCUCAGUGACCCUGAGCUGUCAGACAAAUCUGUCCUUGCAGAGGUCAGCCUCCCGCCUCCUCUUCUCCUUCUACAAGGAUGGAAGGUCACUGAGUAUCAGAGGAGUCUCUUCAGAACUCCAGAUUCCCAAAGCCUCAGAAGAACACUCUGGCUCCUACUGGUGCGAGGCAGCAACUGAGGACAGGCAAAUUUCGAAGCAGAGCCCAGAGCUGGAGAUCUGGGUAGAGGCUCUUCAGAAACCAACUGCUUCAGAAACUCCUCCUACAGAAGCUCCUGGUCCUCUGCCUUCAUCACCUGGUCCUUCUUCUGAGCAGCCAAGAUUCUUCUCCUCAGACCCUCACCUUCAUCACCAGAUAAACCUUCUUCUCAAACAAAUGCAAGAUGUAAGAGUCCUCCUUGGUCAUGUGGUUAUGGAGCUGAGGGACUUGUCUGUCUACCUGAAGCCUGGUGCCACAAAGGUUGCUGACAAAUGAAAGCAAGCUGUUCAUCUGUGAUUUGUUCCAGCACCACAAUAAUUCCAGCUCUUUCUGUACCACACAUAUGCAGGCAGUAUUGCAAGAGGGUUUGAUACUUAGAUAGAACAACAGAACUGUUUGAGUGUAAAUAAAUGCAUACAGGGUUAUACCCAGA
Messenger RNA from Grammomys surdaster, 1267 nucleotides. RefSeq names its product Fc receptor like A (gene Fcrla). The coding region runs from base 37 to 1110 and encodes 357 amino acids. Gene Ontology annotation, molecular function: transmembrane signaling receptor activity. NCBI's taxonomy places the organism in Eukaryota, Metazoa, Chordata, Mammalia, Rodentia, Muridae. The transcript has 6 exons. The record is from RefSeq and is a predicted model, not a curated record. Gene Ontology annotation, biological process: cell surface receptor signaling pathway.